AUGGAGACGUGCACUGACAGGGACCACAGAGAGAAGGAGACAUUCACUGACAAGGACCACAGAGAGAUGGAGACGUGCACUGACAGGGACCACGUGGAGAUGGAGACAUUCACUGACAGGUACCACAGAGAGAUGGAGACAUCCACUGACAGGGACCACGUGGACAUGGAGACAUCCACUGACUGGGACCCCAGAGAGAUGGAGACAUUCACUGACAGGGACCCCAGAGAGAUGGAGACGUGCACUGACAGGGACCACGUGGACAUGGAGACAUCCACUGACUGGGACCCCAGAGAGAUGGAGACGUGCACUGACAGGGACCACGUGGACAUGGAGACAUCCACUGACUGGGACCACAGAGAGAUGGAGACGUACACUGGCAGGGACUACGUGGACAUGGAGACAUUCACUGACAGGGACCACAGAAAGGUGGAGACGUGCACUGACAGGGACCACGUGGAGAUGGAGACAUUCACUGACAGGGACCACAGAGAGAUGGAGACGUGCACUGACAGGGAACAGAGAGAGAUGGAGACAUGCACUGACAGGGACCACAGGGAGAUGGAGACAUUCACUGACAGAGAACAGAGAGACGGAGACAUCCAUUGGCAGGGACCCCAGCGACAUGGAGACAUUCACUGA
Messenger RNA from Haliotis rufescens (red abalone), 642 nucleotides. RefSeq lists its product as uncharacterized. The transcript has a single exon. The record is from RefSeq and is a predicted model, not a curated record. NCBI's taxonomy places the organism in Eukaryota, Metazoa, Mollusca, Gastropoda, Lepetellida, Haliotidae. Bases 1 to 642 code for a protein of 213 amino acids.